Aspergillus alliaceus is the source of this 862-nucleotide messenger RNA. RefSeq lists its product as uncharacterized. The record is from RefSeq and is a predicted model, not a curated record. Lineage: Eukaryota; Fungi; Ascomycota; Eurotiomycetes; Eurotiales; Aspergillaceae. The transcript is spliced from 4 exons. The coding region runs from base 222 to 704 and encodes 160 amino acids.
AGAAGUGAUGGACAACGUCCGAAGUGCUCCUCUUGCCGAGAGCGUGCGAAAGACUGCCGUUGUCCAGGGCUGCCGGACACGCUUACUACACCACUAGAACAAGAGUUAUCAAGGGUUUGGGAUCGAAUAGAUCAGAUUAGUACUGCGUUGAGGCGGCAGUACCGAGGUGCGAUAACUCACCACAGAGCCGUUGUCCUGGCGAUCAUGGAGACGCCCUAGAUAUGCUCCGAGGAUUCCCAUUUAUGAAUCUCCGGAAUGAAGUGUUCAUGGCACUUCUAGGUCUAGAUCAGCCUUUCUCAUGCCAUCUUGAGCAGAUAGAACGGAGCAGAGACGCCGUUGCAACUCUAACUGCAGAGGUCUCCGGACUGCUCAUUUCUCAUAAGCAUGCCUUUCACUUGUUAGAUAAAAUUACCGAGCACACAUGCCUGGUGCCCAGUGCUCCACGACCAUUUUACUGUUUAGUUUGUCCAUGCCAUUACCAGCGGCUUUUCAACAUCGAUCGAAUCCUGCCAUGUGCUUCUGGGUUCAGCCAUCUGGAGUUUGUUUGUGGAGGAUGCCUCGUCACUGCAGCUAAGGGAAUGGGCCGAAAACUUAUAUAUGGGAGCGGUUAUGGGAAUGCUCCAUUGCAUAGUAACGCGCGAUGGCGACAUCCGGCGCAUACGAUGCCUUUAGCUCCCCAGCAUUUACUUCCUAUGCUGCGUUGAACCAUAUCGAGCCCACCACUUUGUGUCCAUAGCCUCUUAUCAUCUACGGGAUAUUCUGAGCAUCACUUGCGAUUGGGAGAAGAAGCAACCAAGUAUCGUCGGAAUCUGCUACUAGGUUUCGUUGCUAAUUGAAAGGUCUGAUGUCCUUCCCAACUAAC